CCACCACCACCACCACCCCCACCACCACCACCACGCCCUCCACCACAAUCACCACCAUCUCUCUCGUCUCUCUGACUGACUCACUCACUCGCUCCGUAGACGUAGUCGCUGCUCGAUUCGCUCGGAAAUCUUCCCCCCAACAAACCUUGUCCACCACCACCUACUUCGUCCACCACCUUGUCCACCACCUCGUCCACCACCCACCUCGUCCACCACUCACCUCGUCCACCACCCACUUCGUCCACCACUCACCUCCUCCACCACUCACCUCGUUCACCACUCACCUCGUCCACCACUCACCUCCUCCACCACUCACCUUGUCCACCACUCACCUCCUCCACCACCCACCUUGUCCACCACCUAGUCCACCACCUAGUCCACCACCUUGUCCACCAACUCGCCGUCACCAUGGGUGUGCAGGGUUGCCUCAAAUGCGUCAAGUAUCUGCUGUUCGCCUUCAAUUUCGUUUUCUGGAUCUGUGGCUCAGCGGUGCUGGGGGUGGCGCUGUGGCUCCGCUUUGACCCCAACACCAAGGACAUCUUCAGCUCGCCCGACUCACCCUCCAACUUCCUCGUGGGCGUCUACGUCCUGAUCGGAGCCGGCGCGCUGAUGAUGCUCAUUGGGUUCCUCGGCUGCUGCGGGGCCAUACAGGAGUCGCAGUGCAUGCUGGGAACGUUCUUCUUCUGCCUGCUGGUGGUGUUUGCGGCGGAGGUGGCGGCCGGGAUCUACUCCAUCAACAACAAGGACAAGAUUCCGCAGGAGUUCAAGGAAUACUACAGCAGCCUGUAUCUGCAGUACCUGAAGGAUAAGUCAGACUCCAUCAAGACGGCCCUCAUCGCCUUCCACAAGGGGCUCAACUGCUGUGGCACUGGCAAGCUCUCCAGCGCCUUCUCAUCGCUGGACCCGGGACUCUGCCCCAACGCCAAGAACUUCCUGGAGGCUGUGGUCAACCCAGACAUGGACUGCAACAGCCGCAUCGAUGACAUCUUCUCACAGAGGGUCUACAUCAUCGCCGCUGUCGGCAUCGGCGUCGGCGUUGUGAUGGUGUUUGGCAUGGUGUUCAGCAUGCUUCUGUGCUGCGCCAUCCGCCAGAGCCGAGCCUACAUCUAGGCCUGGGCACAGCCUGGACACCAGCGUGCCAGGACCGGAGUGGAGGGACACUUUUUUUCUUUUUGUACGGAUGAAGACCAUUGUAGAAUCCUCUGCAACGGCUCCAUAUAUACACACACACGUAUAUAUAUAUAAACCUUGUACACACACACACCGUGUACACACAGACACACACCGUAUACACACACGUAUAUAUAUAAGCCUUGUACACACAGACACACACCGUGUACACACAGACACACACCGUGUACACACACACACACACCGUGUACACACAGACACACACCGUGUACACACACACACACACACCGUGUACACACACACACACACACCGUGUACACAGACACACACCGU
Messenger RNA from Lethenteron reissneri (Far Eastern brook lamprey), 1464 nucleotides. RefSeq names its product CD9 antigen-like. Gene Ontology annotation, cellular component: plasma membrane. The record is from RefSeq and is a predicted model, not a curated record. NCBI's taxonomy places the organism in Eukaryota, Metazoa, Chordata, Hyperoartia, Petromyzontiformes, Petromyzontidae.